UUUGAAGAUCUUUGUCGAUACUCCGUGAAGCUUGAUUGGUCAGAUUCCCUGCCACUACCCACAAUCCCAAUCGGUACUGACAAAAGUCACAACAAGGAAGUGAGGGACUAAACUAAUCUUAUUAUAAAGGACAGAUGGUUUUGUAGAAGCGCGUAUUUAACCAUUAGAUCCACGGUGUUUCGUAACGUCAAGUGUUUUUCUUUGGAUUAAAAUUUUUUUGGUCAUUGAAGAAAAUGAAAUGAAGACAAAACAAGUACGUGCGCGGAGAAGUGCUCCUGCAAUUGUCUCCCAUUCAUUCUGAUUUUUAAAGUUAAUCACAGACUCCAUGUGGUGUUGACACUCUCACGGCUCAAAAUGAAGAUGAUCACCUUUUUUUUGGUUGGACUGACAGUCCAUGUCGUCUUCUUCUUGUCCAUCUUUGACAUCUACUUCACCUCUCCUUUGGUCCAUGGCAUGACACCCGUGGCCACACUUUUGACUCCACCUGCCUCCAGACUGGUGCUGAUCGUGGCAGAUGGUUUGAGGGCGGACAGCCUCUUCACUCCGCUACCCAACGGCUUACCCAGAGCUCCUUACUUGAGGAGCAUUAUCGAGGAAAAGGGCACCUGGGGUGUUUCCCACACGCGUGUGCCCACUGAAUCCCGCCCAGGUCAUGUCGCGCUCAUCGCUGGCUUCUAUGAGGAUGUUAGUGCCGUUGCUAAAGGUUGGAAGGAGAAUCCUGUGGAAUUUGACUCUGUGUUUAACGAGAGCCGCCACACUUGGUGCUGGGGCAGCCCUGAUAUUCUGCCCAUGUUUGCAAAAGGUGCGAGUGGAGACCAUGUGUACACCCACACAUAUCCAGCAGCCGAGGAAGACUUUGCCUCCACAGAUGCAUCCAGGCUGGACAGCUGGGUGUUCACGCAAGUCAAAUCAUUUUUUCAAUCAGCAAAGUCAAACCCCACUUUGAUGGCCAGUCUGCUGGAGGAUAAGAAUGUCUACUUUCUGCAUCUACUGGGCAUUGACACAAAUGGACAUGCUCACAGACCAAUGUCACAGGAGUAUGUAAACAAUAUUGGCCUUGUAGACUCCGGUGUGUCAGAAAUGGUGGCGAUAAUUGAAGACUUCUUCAGCCAUGAUGGCAGAACCUCCUAUGUGUUUACCUCAGAUCACGGCAUGACCAAUUGGGGUUCUCACGGUGCAGGACACCCCUCAGAGACGCUGACCCCAUUAGUGGUGUGGGGGGCAGGAGUGCAGAGUCCCCACAAAGUGACUGAAACUCAGCUUUAUAAUGAUGGCUAUUUGCAAGACUGGAAACUGGAGCACCUUAGAAGGGUUGAUGUCAAUCAGGCUGACAUUGCUCCUCUCAUGGCUUCGCUCAUCGGGGUACCCAUUCCCGUCAACUCUGUUGGUGUGUUGCCGCUCCUCUACAUCAACAACACAGACCAGUUUCAAGCGGACUGCAUGUAUACUAAUGCAAUUCAAAUACUGGAACAGUUCAAGAUGAAAAUGAAGCAGAAAAAAGAGACAACGUUGUCAUUCCUCUUUACGCCUUACCAACAUCUGACUAAGUCAAAACAAUUGGAAUUCAUCCACAAAGCAAGAAUACUGAUGCAGCUGGAAAAUUAUGGAGAAGCUAUCUCCCUCUGUCAAUCUCUGAUAUCCCACGCUCUUGAAGGCCUCGUUUACUACCAUACCUACGACAGGUUUUUUUUAGGUUGCAGUGUGGUGCUGGGAUUUGUAGGCUGGAUCUCAUACGUCGUCCUCGUCAUCCUGAAGACUCACGCCAGCCUCAACAUGCACCCUGAUAUCCUCACGCAGAAUCCCAGUCGUACCUUGCCGAGGCUGUGUGUGUGUGUCACCGUGGUAAUCAGUGUAUUCCUGCUCAUCCAGAGGAGUCCGAUCACUUACUAUGUUUACUGUUUGCUGCCUGUGCCUGUGUGGUACUCUGUUCUUAAAGAGUCUAAAACACUGACAGACUUGAUUCAGUCCGCUCCUGCACUGCCACUCUGGAAAUGUCUCGGCUACUUUGUGUUGGUCGCAUUCGGCAUUGAGCUACUGGUGGUGAGUUUCUUCCAUCGCGCCGUGCUUACAGUGGGCUUGGCUGUGCUCUCGCUGUGGCCGAUGCCGUCAGGGCUUUUUGGGAAGGCCAAGUUCCGAUCAUUGAACUGGUUUCUGGGCUGCCUGUGUUUGGCUGCAUUCCCGCUGAUGCCUGUUGUGGGAAGAGAUCCAAACAUCAAUCUGGUAACAUGUGCAGGUCUCCUCACUCUUUUUACAUCAGCCUGUUUCCUCUGGCCGUCCCACAAGAGGACACCACUGCACACUAAUGAUAAACAGCAGUUUGUCAUCCAGAUGUUGCAUGUGGCCGUGUGUGCGUACGUGCCCUCCCUCACACACUUCAGCCUGCAGCAAAAACAGGGUCUGCCUCUUCUCAAUCAGAUGAUCAGCUGGGCCACAUUGGCAUCUUCCAUACUUGUUCCACUGAUGAGCUCCACCCGCCUCUUUCACCGGCUUCUCAGCAUAUUCCUCUCUCUCACAGCCACCUAUUUGCUGCUUAGCACAGGGUCAGAGGCUUUUUUCCCGCCAGUGUUAUCCUGGUUGAUGUUUGUGUGGAUCAACAUUGAACAGGAAGCAAUGCUCGCUGAAGGCUUAUCUGGAAGACAAGAGCUUUCCACUAUUGAUUUCUCCGCCAGCAUUGAUAUCUCCAAAAUUCGCCAGCUCAAGUUGGAUGACAUCCGGCGAUCCUAUUUCUUUGUUUUUUUCAUAAUAACAGCUUUUUUUGGCACUGGAAACAUAGCGUCCAUUAACAGCUUUGACCCAGCGUCAGUUUAUUGUUUCCUGACGGUCUUCAACCCUUUCAUUAUGGGAGGGUUGAUGAUGUGGAAGGUCAUUAUUCCAUUCAUAAUCGUGAUGUGUACAUUUGAGACCAUCCAAGUUACAACGCAGCUGUCAUCGAGAAGCUUAUUCCUCAUAGUCCUUGUUAUAUCUGACGUGAUGGCUUUGCACUUUUUCUUCCUGGUGCAGGACUAUGGUAGCUGGUUGGACAUUGGCACAAGCAUUAGCCACUAUGUGAUCGUGAUGUCAAUGACCAUCUUCCUGAUGCUGCUCAGUGUGGUUACGCACAUCCUCACCUCGCAAAGGCUGGUUCUGUGGCGUACACACAAGAUGCACUUCCGCUAAGUAAACAGAGGUCUAGUUAAGCCAGACAGUCAGUGUUUAGGUGGUUGUAUUUUAACAAUAUGGUGGAUGUAUUUCAUAUUCAGGGGAAUGUACUGUGCUACACAAAAAGUCUUGUGUGAUCCAUUUUUGAACGCGGUGAGUAGAGUAGCCAAAAAUUGUACUUUAGAGCUCAGUUACUUUAAAGCAGGGCUAUUAAACUGAUGGCCCGGGAACCAAAUCCAACCCAAAAAUGGAACCAUAGGACCCCAAGCUCAGUUCGAAACUUGGAGCAUUUUUGCAGCAAACUACUAAAAACACUAGAGUUCUUCUGUUGUAAAGAGGAACUUGGAGCACUAAACACAUUGGCAAAUUCUUGCAUUGACAUUUCAACCUGGCUAGCAAACAUAGAACACUGUGGUACAGAUUUGCGAUGUAUGUAAAAAAAAACUGAGGUGUUCCUCAAGGCACCCCUUUGAGGACUCUCCUUUUUGGCAGUUUUUUUUGCAAUGUGAGUUAUGUAACUAAGGGGUUUGCUGGAGCGUGUUUACUUCACAUGCAGUUAGUAGUCAUUUGUUCAACUUCUUUAGUUAGAUAGAUAGAUAGAUAGAUAGAUAGAUAGAUAGAUAGAUAGAUAGAUAGAUAGAUAGAUAGAUAGAUAGAUGGAUAGUACUUUAUUGAUUCCUUCAGGAGAGUUCCUUCAGGAAAAUUAAAAUUCCAGCAGCAGUGUACAGAGUUGAGAUCAAUUUAAAAAAAGUUAAAAGUAAAUAAUGGGGGUUUAAAUGGAAACAAAAUAGAGAAAUAUUACAAUAAGAAUAAAAAAUAAAAAGCAACAAUGGGAAUAAAAAUAUAACAGUAAAAUAAGAAUAUAACAAAAGAAAGUAGGCAGUAGUGACCAUGUUAUGAAAACGUAUUGCACUGUUAAUGUUUUGCAUCCCCUGUCAUCCUAAUACCCCCCUCCCCCGUCCCAGAGAGGAGUUGUACAGUCUAAUGGCGUGUGGGACAUAGGAGUUUUUGAGUCUAUUAGUCCUGCACUUGGGAUGUAGCAGUCUAGCACUGAACAGGCUCCUCUGGCUACUGAUAACGCUAUGCAGAGGGUGACUGGCAUCAUCCAGGAUGCUCACUAGUAUGUCAACAGUCCUCUUCUCUGCCACCGUCACCAGUGAGUCCAGUUUCAUUCCGAUUGUAGAACCGGCCUGCCUGAUCAGUUUCUCAAGUCUGGAGCUGUCCUUCUUAGAUGUACUGCCCCCCCCAGCACACUACCAUGUAGAACAGAACACUGGCAACCACAGACUGGUAGUACAUCCACAGGAGUUUUCUACAAAUGUUGAAGGAGUGCAGUCUCCUGAGGAAGUACAGCCUGCUCUGUCCUUUCUUGUACUGGUGGUCCGUGUUAAUAGUCCAGUCCAGCUUAUUGUCCACCCAAACCCAGAGGUACUUGAAUGAGUCCACGGUCUGUACCUCGACUCCCUCGAUCACAAUAGGUUGUGACCGUGGACUCGACCUCCCAAAGUCAAUGACCAGCUCCUUGGUCUUUGACGGAUUGAGCUGCAGGAGGUUCGUGUGGCACCAGACAACAAAGUCCCUCACCAGGUUCCGAAACUCCUCCUCUCUGCCGUCCCUGAUGCACCCGACGGUGGCUGUGUCAUCCGCGUACUUCUGGAUGUGACACAGCUCUGAGUUGUAGCAGAAGUCAGCGGUGUACAGGGUGAAGAGAAGAGGGGCCAGCAACGUUCCCUGCGGUGCUCCGGUGCUGCUGAUCACAGUGUCAGACGUGAUGUCCUUCAGUCUGACGUACUGUGGCCUGUCGGUGAGGUAGUUUGACAUCCAGGCUACCAGGCAGGGGUCCACUCGCAUUUUGUAGAGCUACACUAGUAGUGCUCCUCAAGGUUCCAUUUUAGGUCAUUUAUUUUUCAUCAUUUGGGAUUUUUCAACUGGUGGUCCGUGAUUUCAGUUAAAAAAAUUUGUAAGAGACUUUUUUUUGCAAUAGAUUCUUACAGUGCUGUCAUAGAGAUCAUCUUUGACUAGCUUCUUUGCUGAAAGUCCUUCAAAACGGCAGAGCGCUCCUGUAACUGGCAAAAUAAAUAGACAAAAAUCCAAUGUAAAAAAAAAGAGUAAUAGUGAAGGGAGAAAUCUGGCCCCACAGUCCUUAGCUUUCUUGCCCCUAAAACAUCUUAAAAAGACACCUUUCUGUUUUCCACCACAGAAACAGACAAUGAAACUUUGUUCUAUUCUGUUCUUAGUUGAAUAUCCCUGCUUUAGUGUAAUAUGACUCAAGUAAAACAAAAAAGUAGUCAUCCAAAUAACUCCCUUAGUGUAAGUAUUUAGUGAAAAAAAACUACUCACGUAUCAGUAACUACUACUCACAUAGAUAUAAAUGUUAUUUUUAAUAGUUUGUAAGUAAACAUUGACCUCGACUUAGUAGUUUGACUGCGGUCAUGUAACACCCAGGAUCUGUUUGAUUGGUGAAAUGGAGUCAAACGUCACUAGUGCUUACGUUGGAUGCAGAGUCAUGUGACAUUGCCCCCUGGAAGAGGUCUCUCUUACGAGACAAAAUAGUUUGUCUUUGCAAGCUGUAAUCAAUAUUUUAAUAUUAUGACAUGGGGUGAUUGGCAUAAAAUUCAGUGUAACAAAGUAAAAGUAGAGUUUCUACCUCACAAAAAUACUCAAAAGUAAAAAGUAUGUUGCAUGAAACUGUCUGACAAGUACAAUUUAACUGAGUAAAUGUAGCACAUUACUACCCACCUGUGUUAAUAGGUUAAAGGACGCACAUUUAUGUAACUAAUUGUAAUUUGCAAAGAAAUAUAGGAUAAAGUGUGAAGGGUUUGUUGUUUAUUUUGGUACAUCAAUGACACUAACGCAAAAGGGAAUGACACUAUUGCAAAGUAAAUAACUAUCAUUUACCUGAGCUCUGUAUUGUAUGCAUAUGUAUUUAAAGAAUAAUGGAACAUUUUAAUCAUUACUUACAUGUUUUGCACAAACCUAUGUUUUGUACAGGAAUAUUUUUAUAUUAACACUUUUCAAACUGCUACUUGAAUAGAGAUUGGACUGAGAACUAUGUUUGGUAAGGGUAUUGUUUUUUUACACAUGCAGUACUAUUGUGCUGAAGGGAAAAAGUGUCCAUAUUUUUAAUUGAUGUGCUGUAAUAAAAAUGAUAAGCAAGGUCCGAUUUUUUUGGGCCUUGAAUCUGAUCCGA
This is a messenger RNA of Nerophis ophidion (straightnose pipefish), 6328 nucleotides long. It is a transcript of the gene pign, whose product is annotated as phosphatidylinositol glycan anchor biosynthesis, class N. Gene Ontology annotation, cellular component: endoplasmic reticulum membrane. Gene Ontology annotation, molecular function: mannose-ethanolamine phosphotransferase activity. Lineage: Eukaryota; Metazoa; Chordata; Actinopteri; Syngnathiformes; Syngnathidae. The transcript is spliced from 29 exons. Gene Ontology annotation, biological process: GPI anchor biosynthetic process. Bases 355 to 3156 code for a protein of 933 amino acids. The record is from RefSeq and is a predicted model, not a curated record.